AACAUAACUAUUGCACUUUCCCUCCAAAUUGAAGGGGUUUAGGGAUAGGUUGAGCGUUCCGCGAGCGAUCGUUUCUGUACAAAGAAUCGCGCUCUCUCUCCAUCUGUCCACACCGACCUCUCCUCAACGGUGACAGAAAUGGCGUCGUCCUCUUCAUCGGCUAAUAAUAGCAGUAACAGCUACAACAUUCCAUGGGUGGAGAAGUACAGGCCCAACAAAGUCUCUGACAUCGUCGGCAACCAGGACGCCGUCUCCCGCCUCCAAGUCAUCGCUCGUGACGGCAACAUGCCUAACCUCAUCCUAGCCGGUCCUCCUGGAACUGGUAAAACUACAAGCAUACUGGCUCUUGCACAUGAGCUUUUAGGACCAAAUUGUAAGGAGGCUGUUUUGGAGCUGAAUGCUUCUGAUGACAGGGGUAUAGAUGUUGUGAGGAACAAAAUCAAGAUGUUUGCACAAAAAAAAGUGACACUGCCUCCUGGACAGCACAAAAUUGUAAUUCUGGAUGAAGCUGAUAGCAUGACAUCUGGAGCACAGCAAGCCUUGAGGCGAACAAUGGAAAUAUAUUCAAAUUCCACCCGUUUUGCUCUUGCAUGCAAUACGUCUUCUAAAAUUAUUGAGCCUAUUCAGAGUAGAUGUGCGCUUGUUCGAUUUUCAAGAUUAUCUGAUCAAGAGAUACUUGGUCGUCUCAUGGUAGUAGUUGAAGCAGAAAAGGUCCCAUAUGUUCCUGAAGGCCUCGAAGCUAUCAUAUUCACUGCUGAUGGAGAUAUGAGGCAGGCAUUGAAUAACUUGCAAGCUACAUACAGUGGAUUCCGAUUUGUCAACCAGGAAAAUGUUUUCAAGGUUUGUGAUCAGCCUCAUCCAUUGCAUGUGAAGAAUAUGGUGCGCCAUGUGCUUGAGGGAAAAUUUGAUGAUGCUUGUUCUGGUCUGAAGCAGCUCUAUGAUUUGGGGUAUUCUCCCACAGACAUAAUUACAACCCUUUUUCGUGUCAUAAAGAAUUAUGACAUGGCUGAAUAUUUGAAAUUGGAGUUCAUGAAGGAAACUGGAUUUGCCCAUAUGAGAAUUUGUGAUGGGGUUGGUUCCUACCUUCAGCUAUGUGGCCUUUUGGCUAAGCUUGCCCUUGUUCGUGACACAGCCAAGGCAGCAUAAGACAUAGUUCAGUAUUGUGGUAGUGUGAUUUGCCGAUGCAAGCAUCAGUGGUUUUUUAGGUUUGCAGAUAUUUUUGUUAAUGGGAACCCAAAAUUGUCAUUUUGUGGGAGCUUCUCUAACUUGUAACUGAAUUGAUAUGGAAGUACCAAGUGGUCAAAUGCUUUGAUCUGCU
Messenger RNA from Hevea brasiliensis (rubber tree), 1318 nucleotides. RefSeq names its product replication factor C subunit 2. The transcript is spliced from 7 exons. The coding region runs from base 139 to 1146 and encodes 335 amino acids. Lineage: Eukaryota; Viridiplantae; Streptophyta; Magnoliopsida; Malpighiales; Euphorbiaceae. Gene Ontology annotation, biological process: DNA repair; DNA-templated DNA replication. Gene Ontology annotation, cellular component: nucleus; DNA replication factor C complex. The record is from RefSeq and is a predicted model, not a curated record. Gene Ontology annotation, molecular function: ATP binding; DNA binding; ATP hydrolysis activity.